UGAAUUUCCCAUCUGAAAGGGGAGCGGUGGCACGUCAGGGCCUGGCUGAGGGGCCUGAUUGGAGGGCGUCUCUGGCAGCAGCGGCAGCGGCCCCAGCUCGCCAGGCGGAGUUGCACGCGGCGGCGAAGCGGCGGGAGCUGGAACGGCAGAAGCAGCCGCCUCGCCGAGUCCGGCCGGAGCCCCGCAGUGGCUCAGACGGUAGCGGGACCGCCAGGUUGGCAAAUCUCCCAGCCGGCCUGCCAGGAGCACUGCAUGUGAAUUCAGCUGUGGGCUAGGGCGCACUAACCUGAGUCACAGCCAUGGACUUCGUCAUGAAGCAGGCCCUCGGAGGGGCCACCAAGGACAUGGGGAAGAUGCUGGGCGGCGAGGAGGAGAAGGACCCAGACGCACAGAAGAAGGAGGAGGAGCGUCAGGAGGCGCUGCGGCAGCAGGAGGAGGAGCGCAAGGCUAAGCAUGCGCGCAUGGAGGCCGAGCGUGAGAAGGUCCGGCAGCAGAUCCGAGACAAGUACGGGCUGAAGAAGAAGGAAGAGAAGGAGGCUGAGGAGAAGGCAGCCCUGGAGCAGCCCUGCGAGGGGAGCCUGACGCGGCCCAAGAAGGCCAUCCCCGCGGGCUGCGGGGAUGAGGAGGAGGAGGAGGAGGAGAGCAUCCUGGACACGGUGCUCAAAUACCUGCCCGGGCCGCUGCAGGACAUGUUCAAGAAGUAACCAGCCCUCCUUCCUGCCCACCCCCACUCCACCUGUUACUAUUUUUCUUUCUUCCGUUCUUUCUUUUCUUUUGAUUCAGUUGAAGUCUCAGUUCUGACAGGGAAAACCUCAGUUGGCCUCUGCCCACCUGUCCCUGGCGAGGGGCUCAUCUCCUUAGCACUCCCACACACACCCUUCAUCCCGGGGUAUCCCACCCCCACCGCACUCCCACGUUUCUUGGAAAAGGGAAGACAGCUAUUCCCCAGCGGGGGCAUUCUAUCCAGUGUGGGAGGCGCUGGGGCCCCCUUCUAGAAGCCUAAGGUCCAUGCUAGUGUGGUAACCCCCAUACAUUCCUUCAUGCACCCCACUGCCAGGAGGACCACUGUCCCCAGCCAGCCAAAGUAAUGACACAUUCCGGCCCUGCCCAGCAUGCUGACCUUUGGCCUCCGACCCCCAGUGGGCUCCAGGUCAGGGCAGGGGUUCUGGGUUGUCUCGCUCUGAAGAAGGGAGUCAGGGUAAGCCUGCCCUGGGAGGGCCCAGGCUAAGAGGCCCCUCUUUUCUGGGAAGGAGGCUGAGGCUCUCCUCCUACACGCCCCCUGGUGACACGCAGGAGUACCCCUGGGUGUACCCCUGCCCCAACCGCCACCUGCAAAGGUAUACCCCCUACAAAGCCAGUCCCUCCAAAUGGAUCCUCUUUGGACUAUAACUCAUCUGUGGAGGGGCCCAGGGUAGGGUAGCUCCUUGUUCCCCCACCCUCCACUUAGCUCUGGGGGGCCCACUGCCAGUCUGGGCCCAGCUUGCCCAGACAAGGGGCUGCCCAGGCCCCCCAGAAAACACUUGGAGCCAUUGGGCAGCGAUGGCCUAUGCCAUGGGACACCCCCCCAUUGGUGCAGCCAAGCUGCCCCCAUUCCUAUCCACCGCUCAUUCCCACCGCCCUGUCCUAUGUGCUUCCAGGACCCCAUGGUCCCCUGGAGGACCCCUCCUGGCUGAAGCCCCAAGCCUCUGGGGAAAAGCCAGUCCCCACUUGACAGAAGGCAUCUGUCCAUUCAUGUCAUCGGCCAAGAACAACUCUCCUCUGGGAUGUGGGAGACUGGUGUUUAUUCCUCCAGCCACAGAGGUCAAGGCCUCCUGCUCAGUCCGUUUUGUGAGAACUGAGGGCCAUGGAGCAAUGAGAGAGGAAACUGUGUCCAUGCAUGCAUCUGUAUGCAUGGCAGAGACCGCAUCAGCAAUGAUGUGUCCAGAGGCUGUACAUAUAGGUGUAUGGCGAGAGAGAGAGAGAGAGAGAGAGAGAGAGAGAGAGAGAGAGAGAGAGAGAGAGAGAGAGUCUUGAGGUUGUGAGUAUGUGUUAGUCAUCAAGACCUUGCGGUGUUAGAGAUUGUGUAUGUUAGGCAGCUUGUGUAUGUGUGUUUGAGGUAGUACGUAUGAGUUGAUAUUGUGCCCUAUGUGUGUACUAACCAUCUCAUGUGUGUGGGAGAGCUUGCAUGUGUGAACUUGUAUUUGCAUGUGUUUUCAAAGCAUCAUGUAUGUUAGGAGUGAUGGGUGUGUAUUAGAUGUUGUAGAGAUGUGCUAAGACUGUUAUGUGCAUGUAUGUAGCUCUGAAAAGGCAGGUGUAUGCAGAACAGGCUCUUGGAGAGAAAAAAUAUGGUUAAGACGCCUCCUCUUGGCCCCAAAACCAUUGGCCACAAAUAGCCACAUCCAACAGGAGACCUUGUCCUUGGCCCAGAGUCCUUCCACCUUUGGGGGUUCCUGCCUGCGGUCUUCACAAGCCCCUGGGACAGAUCCAGGCAGUGCCCCAAGAAGCCAUGCUGGGCCCCAGCCAGGGCCUGCCCCCAAAGCUGGGGCUAGGGAGGGGGCGACUUGCCUGCCCCUGAUGCCCCUGCCCCAUUGGCCCCAGUUUGCAUUCUGCAGGUUUUCCAUUUUAGUGGAUUUAUGCUUUUAUUUCAGAGAGAGACAUGUGUCUUCUCUGUCCAUUUCCAAUAGUUAAAGCCAUAUCAGUUAGACUGCAAUACUUUAGAGAUGAGACAAAAUAACCCAUACGUUUAGGGAACCAGAAAAGCACCCUGGUCUGUCCCUUCUCGGGGAGCAGGGCCUCAGCAGCGCCAGCUCCCUGGACCUGCCCUUCUCCCUCACCCCCGCCCCUUCCCUGUGCCCACGCCCUGCCCCGCACGGGGCCUGUCUCUGUAUCUGUGCCUGUGUCCGUGAUGGGGAGCCACCUUGCACCCCUAUUGUCUGCUUGUCUGAGUUUGUCUAUUAUCCUGGGCAGGAUGGUCAUUCUCUAGGGCCCCGGGGUCCUGAGGCAGAGAGAGGCAGGGCCCAGUCCAUUGGCUGGGCCUCCGCACACCCUGCGUGUGAGGCCCACUGGACAUGGGGCAGUUCCUUCAGAAAGGUCUCCCCCUUGACUGGGACCCACUGGUCUGGAAGAUGGGGCCAGGGCACAGAUCAUGCUAAAUGGACAGUGGAGGCCGAGGCCUGGGAGCUUCAGCUGAGCAGGGAAUCCAGGCGUACAAGGUAGUUCAGGAGAGCCUGAGGGACCCCAGAGCCCCAGAGGGCAUCCUGGCGGUCCCUGAAGCCCUCUGCACCCCCAGAGUGGGCUCAGGGCUUUUCCCACAGGAGAGUGCCCUCCAGGCUGGCUGGCUUAGUCUGGGAUACCUCCCAGACUCUCCGGAUCCUACAGCCUGGCCCCAGCAGCAGGACUGGAGGCCUCUGGGAGGUGGGCACCAGGAGAGAAUGUCAGCCUGGGGCACACCUGGCUCUAACCACUGCCAGGUGACCACACUCAGGUCCAGGAGAACAUGAUGACUAUCAUUCCUGACAGACUUGACUCUGGAGAGCAGCCCACAUGCAGCACACGCUUGAGGAGACAAAACGUGUGUCGGGGGGAGGCUGCAGCAGGGCAGGGAUAAUCACAUGAUGUGCCUGGGGCAGGAGAUGUGUGUGUCCCACGGGAUGGGAGGGGAUGAGUGUGUUGCAACAAAUGGGUCAACGUGCAUGUGACAGACUUGGGAGGCUGGGUGGGGAGGGAGAGGCCCCAGAAUUCAGCGCGCGCGCGCACACACACACACACACACACACACACACACACACACAGUAUACUUAGCAGACACCCCCCAGCUAGGGAUAUAGGAAGAGCAAUCAUAAGUGGUGAGAACAGAACCAGAUGCAGGAGAAUGCGCACUGCCCGGGGUGGGUGUGUGUGCUUCCUGAGGAAGGCCACUGACAGGCGUGGGCCUGUACGGCCGCCGCCAGAGAGAAGGGACUGGGCCUCUCUGGGUUUGUCCAUUAGGCACCUGAGACAGGCAAGGAUGUGGGCAUCCUCCACUCCAGUCCAGAAGGUCCUGGAGGGUGUUCUUACCAGCAAAGCCAUAUGGGGUCUCCUCCAAACACAAGCAGGAAGUCAAGAGACCCUCCCAGGUGUGUGUGUGAUAGAGAGAUGGCAGACAGAUGGAUGGAUGGAUGGAUGGAUGGAUGGAUGGAUGGAUGGGUGGAUGGAUAGAUAGGCAGGCAGACAGAUAGAUAAAAGGGGAAAAAGGGGCAAGAGAGACAGAGAACAGAAGUAUAUCAGUCCAGGGCCCUCAUGUGGGCAGAGAAGCCACCCAAAAGUUGGUGGUUAGAGUGUAAUGAGACAGACACCAAGCCCCAGGAGCCCCCGCACCCAGCUGGCAGGGUUGCUGUCCCCACCACCCAGUCGCUCCAUCCUUCUAGGAUCCCACGGGCGCUUGACUGCACAAGGGGACUGGGGUCUGACUGGCUCCGAUGAGGGGACGUCUCCCGGGCCUAACGAUUUGCCUCCCCCCACGUGUCCCCUGCUCCCCUCUCCGCCCCUCUUCGCGGUGAGGAGAGGGGAGGUGCUCGUGCUGGUCCCGGGUGCAGGCGGGGGUCCUGGCGAGGCCCUGGUGAGGAUGACCAUCCUGCCCGCGCGGGGGUACCCUUUUCCCAUCUCUGUGCUGUGUCUUUGUUGCUCUGCUUCCUUUAAAUGUGUCAGUGCCUGGGGGAGGGGAGGGGCACCCCUAUGCCCCCCUGAACCUGACCAAAAGCCAUGGCUGUUGCUCCCCCUUUGUAUGACGCAGACGCUAAGAUGUACCAACCCAACCAUGACAACAAAGAAAAGACCUUGUACAGCA
Pipistrellus kuhlii (Kuhl's pipistrelle) is the source of this 4804-nucleotide messenger RNA. RefSeq names its product complexin 2 (gene CPLX2). Bases 300 to 704 code for a protein of 134 amino acids. The record is from RefSeq and is a predicted model, not a curated record. Lineage: Eukaryota; Metazoa; Chordata; Mammalia; Chiroptera; Vespertilionidae. The transcript has 4 exons. Gene Ontology annotation, molecular function: syntaxin binding. Gene Ontology annotation, cellular component: SNARE complex; terminal bouton. Gene Ontology annotation, biological process: regulation of neurotransmitter secretion; neurotransmitter transport; synaptic vesicle exocytosis.